Messenger RNA from Pochonia chlamydosporia 170, 714 nucleotides. Its product is annotated as prp 4 CRoW domain-containing protein. The coding region runs from base 1 to 714 and encodes 237 amino acids. The record is from RefSeq and is a predicted model, not a curated record. Lineage: Eukaryota; Fungi; Ascomycota; Sordariomycetes; Hypocreales; Clavicipitaceae. The transcript has 2 exons.
AUGCUUUUCCAGACCGUCGCUUCCGUCGCCCUCUUGGCCACCGGUGCCACUGCUGCCGCCGCUGAAGCCAGACAGCCAUACCGCCUGGCUGUCAUGGCUCUGCCUGGCCAGAGCUUGAUGCGUCGUGACACCAACGGCUACAAGCCCGACCAGAAGCAGUGCAAGGCUGGAAACACCUGCGCCGAGGCCUGCGGUGCUGGCUAUGCUCAGUGCCCUGGUGGAAAGCCUGAUGUUGCCCACUGCUUCAACCAAGGUGCCGGCGAGUCUUGCUGCACUGACAACUCUGGCAACUCCUGCGCUGCUGGCUACUACUGCACUCACGACACCAAGGCCCAGACCUGGUGCUGCCCCAACAACAUGGACUUGGCUGCUUGUGCUGCCGCAUACACCGUUACUGGUCUUGUUGCUGCUACUUCCAAGCCUCCCUCUACGACCUCGCAGCCUCCCACAACCACCUCUGCACCUACCACUACCAGCGUCCCCGUUGUGACUGCUACCGUUGACAAGAACACGACUAUCUGCAACGCUAGCACUGGCAAGUCUACCGCAUGGACUGGCAUGAACAGCACCAUCAGCAUUCCCACACAGCCCUCCGUCGGUAUCCCAUCAGUCACUGCUGUUCCUCCUCCUGCCCCGACCAACGUCAACGGCGCCGCCGCUUCUGGCGUCAGCGCUCUGUUGCUCGUCGCUGCCGGUGUCGUCGCUCUUCUGUAA